AUGUACGAUGGUAUGCCUGAAGACGCUCGCUCGCAGUACCAGGAGGAGGCUCGCGAGUCGAGAAACCGGUCGGCUAUCCAGUCAAGCGACACGUUUCUCUCCUCGCCGGCUUACAACACGCCUCGUGCCCGCCCUCCCCCUCCCGCCCCCGUCACUCCCUACGACGCUUCCUCAAGCAUUCCCUAUGAUUAUAGCAGGAGCGAGGGAAGCAGUGGGAGCGGUAGCAAUGCUGGCGAGGGGGAGUGGGCAGGGGGCAUGGAGGCGUGGGAAGCAGAAGCAAUGGCGGAGGCUGAGAGGAUGGCGGCCAGGCAGGCAACUCUCUUUUCAGAGGAAGCUGAGCUGGAGCUAGAGAGAAUCAAAUCCCUGCUGGCGUCAAGGGAGGAGGAGCUUGCAGUCAUAAUGCGUGAGAUGGAGGAGGCAAAGGCGCAGUUCCAUCUUAUGAAAGCCAACGCAGAGAGUGAGCUGGCGCUGGCACGGCAGGCCGUGCUGGAGAGAGACGUUAAGCUGGAGGCCGCUCAGCAGGCCAUGGGGGCGCUAGUGAAGGUGGUGGUGGAGUAUUGGGGAGAGGGCCACGAGGUGCUGCUAGCGGGCAGCUUCAACGGGUGGCAGAGCCACGUGCCGCUGGUGCCUGAUGAGAGCUCACACAUCCCCAACCACGAUGGCAGCAGGGGCGCUAUGAUUUGGUCUUGCACUCUCUGGCUCUAUCCAGGCCACUAUCAGGUCAAGUUCAUCGUGGACGGCAGAUGGACGCUCGAUCAACGGAGGGCGGUGGUGGAGGGCAACAUGGGGCAGAAUAAUCUUUUGAUUGUGAACUGGGAGGAUGACGGGUCGAGCAGUGAUGGUGGCUCCCACAUGGCUAGCAACACUUUCCCACCCACAUUUUUGCGAUAA
This is a messenger RNA of Closterium sp. Yama58-4, 891 nucleotides long. The record is from the annotation of a GenBank genome assembly. Lineage: Eukaryota; Viridiplantae; Streptophyta; Zygnematophyceae; Desmidiales; Closteriaceae.